This is a messenger RNA of Phaedon cochleariae (mustard beetle), 2451 nucleotides long. NCBI's taxonomy places the organism in Eukaryota, Metazoa, Arthropoda, Insecta, Coleoptera, Chrysomelidae. The record is from the annotation of a GenBank genome assembly.
AUGCAUUUUAGAUUAAUACAUAAACUUACAGAUAACUCUGAAUAUCUUUGUUCCGAAAAAAAUUGUGGUAGAUCUUAUUUGUCAAUCAAUUCUUUUAAAAAACAUUUCAAGACACACAAUGAAAAAUCCGAUUCUGAAUCAACAUUGUCUAAUACGGAAAUUGUUGAUAAAUCCGAAGGAGGUAAUAAUCAACUGAAUCUUUCGUCCUAUGAAAAGGUUGGCAGUGCCAGAUAUAAAGACAAAAAAAUUUUGGAUCAGUCUUGUGUUGAAGAUUUGGCUGAGGUUGAAAACUUCAACAAUCUGAUAAAAAAUCAAGUUACUGUAUUAAUUACCAAACUAUAUAGUAAAAUGACUUUACCUAGGAUAUUGGUACAAGAUAUUAUUAAUGAUUUUGAGAGUUGUUUUGUUUUACCUCUGGAGGAUAUCAAAAAUAAAAUAAAUUCUUCUGAGUUCAGCAAUGGAAAUGAAAAGGUAAUGGUCCUUGAAAUGUGUAAUUCAUUGCAAAAUAUUUUUUCCGAAGUUAGUUCCGAAUAUCUCCGGUUUAAGUUUCUUGAAAAAUCUGAAAAAUUCCUGCAGCCUGAAGAGGUUACAAUAGGACAUCAUAUAAAUAUUAAUAAUUCAAAUGCUUUGAAAACUAAAGACAUUCAGUUUCAAUUCAUACCUUUGAGACACACUUUAAAAUGCUUUUUCCAAAUGGAAAAAGUUUUAGAUAUAUGCGUAGAGUACGAAAAAAACCUGCGGCUUGAACAAAAUUAUUUUUCGAAUAUUAUUCAAGGAUCUCUAUGGAAAUCAAAGAGGCCUAAUACUGAUGAUUUAGUGUUUCCUUUAUUAAUAUAUUUUGAUGAAUUCGAAGUGGGAAAUCCUCUAGGUUCUCAUUCAGGAAUUAAUAAAUUAGGAGCUGUUUAUGCAUCUGUACCCCUGAUUCCUCUUGAAUUUCAGUCGAAAUUGAGUAGUAUAUUUUUGUGCAUGCUAUUUCAUUCAAUGGAUAUUAAAGCUUUCGGAAACACUAUUUUAUUUUCACGUUUAGUUGAUGAACUGAACUUCUUAUCAACUGAAGGAAUAACUAUUGAAUUUGGUAAUACAAAAACAAAGUUGAAAUUUCAGCUCAUUUUACUUCAAGGAGAUAAUCUUGGGUUGCAUAUGUUAUUGGGAUUCAGCCAAUCCUUCAGCUCUAAUUUCUUCUGCAGAUUUUGUAGAGUCCACCGAGAUGUAAGUCUAAAAUCAGCUAAGAUUAAUGCUGAUGAACGACGAACAAAAGAAAACUAUGAAGCUGAUUUAUCUUUGAAUAAUGUAAGCCUAACUGGAAUCAAAGAAUCAUGUAUUUUCAAUAACGUGAAUAAUUAUCAUAUUAUGGACAAUUCAUAUUGCGAUUUAAUGCAUGACUUACUAGAAGGAGUCUGUAAAUAUACUUUUGGACUCAUUUUACAUGAACUUAUUGUUUCAAAAAAGUAUAUAAGUUUUGAUUUAUUUAAUUUGAAAUUCAAAUACUUCAAUUAUGGAGUAGAGUCUAAAAACCAGCCACCAUUGAUUUCUUUAGAUAAUAUAAAGAAUAAACAAAUUCGAUUAUCUGCAUCUGAAGUUCUAUGUUUAACUAGAUAUUUUGGUGUAAUUUUAGGACCAUUUAUCCCAAAAAAUAAUAUUUAUUGGAAACUGUAUCAGUUGCUUCAUGAAAUAGUUUCUAUAAGUACCAGUUUUGAACUUGACAAAGAAAUUGUGAAUUAUUUGGAAAAAAAGAUAAUUGAACAUCAUAAGCUUUUUCUCAGAUUGAAUGAUAUUCCCCGAUUCACCCCGAAAUUUCACUUUCUGUUACACCUUCCCUCCAUAAUAUUGCAAACUGGCCCACCCGUACAUUUGUGGACUAUGAGGUAUGAAUCGAAACAUAAAGAGUUAAAGUCUAAUGCUAAUGUAGUUAGCUCUAGAACUAACAUUUGCAAAACUUUAGCAAUUAAAUCUCAGUUGAAAGCAUGUGAACUGUAUAUUUCUGGUAGAGGUCUAGAAAGUAAAAUAUCAACAGGAAAAUCUGAGAAUUUUCCAGAUAUAAUUGUGAGUAGUAUUAAAGAAAGAACCAAAAUUUUAUUGGUUGAAAAUAACUUUUUGAUUAACAUUUCUCGAGUUCCCUCAGUGACAUAUCGUGGUGUGAAAUUUCAGAAAGGAAACAUAAUAUUAGUAUCUGUGAAAGAUAACUAUAGUCCUAUUUUUGGAAUGAUCGAAGAAAUAUUUUUCAAUGGUAAACAGAACAUUGCCUUUAUUUUCAAAAAUAUGCAAACUAUUACUUUUGAUAGGCAUUUAAUGUCUUAUAAGGUUAUGCCAUUAUCAGAUAUCAAUUUGAUUACUACAAACUGUUUACCUUAUAGGUAUCCUUUACUUUAUACGAUAAUGAAUGAAUCUGAGAAAUAUGUAACCUUAAGGUAUUCUGCCAUUUUGACAAAUAAGACAAUUUACAGAUGUUAG